CAGUGUUUUACUUGCAUUCAAAUAACAGCAUGUCAACCACUUCUCGCCGAACUGCUGAGGUCCUAUUGAUGAUCGCCUUGGUCAUCUUCACCUGUGGUGCCUGGUCUAACAACGGUCCGGCUCUUGAAUGGCUCACCGUCCUCAUUUUCUUCUUCUCCAUCUACAUCACUGAUUUGGUCUUCUUCCCCGUGGAUAAGGCCUUCAUUCACGACCCUUUCUAUUCGACAUAUGCCAAGCUCACAGAUCCCCACUACGAGACCAAUCCCUACAACUAAGUACUAAGUGCUUUCGAGGGCAUGGCUCCUUAGUUGAACCUUUGUGAAGCUUCCCCCCUCGCCGGUCUCAGCCUCCUUCAGCUGUUAAUAUGCGACUUUUUUGAUUCAUUUACCAUAGUUGGCGAUGGAAAAGUCGUUGUUGUUGACAGUGUUGUUGGUUUGCAGACCCCGUGGUGGGGUUGCGCGAUUUUUUCGCUACUUCGUCGUCGUAUUCCUGUACCCUUGCUGAGAAGGAGAGUUCGUGUGACCGCUGUAUAGCAUCUUACGCGUUAAUCCGUAG
This is a messenger RNA of Perkinsus marinus ATCC 50983, 555 nucleotides long. RefSeq lists its product as hypothetical. The transcript has 4 exons. NCBI's taxonomy places the organism in Eukaryota, Perkinsozoa, Perkinsida, Perkinsidae. The record is from RefSeq and is a predicted model, not a curated record. The coding region runs from base 30 to 275 and encodes 81 amino acids.